AUGGUUCUGAUUGUCUUCCUUUUUGUUACUGGUGAAGAAAUGAAAGAGGCUGAAUACAAGCUUGGAGCAACCAUUGUUGAAGGUGGACUCAGCGGUUUUCAAUCGAAUCGGGUUUCAUCACGUUUAAUAAACCGCCCUCGUCAGCUAAAUGUCAUCUCUUCUGAAGUGGUCCUCAAGCUUGCAGAAUAUCUUGAAACCUGGGAGAAGGACGACAAAACGAAGCUUAUACUGAUCAAGGGUGCAGGGAGAGCUUUCUCAGCCGGUGGUGAUCUAAAGAUGUUUUAUGACGGCCGUGAUUUAAAGGAUUCUUGCCUUGAGGUUGUUUAUAGGAUGUACUGGCUCUGCUAUCAUAUCCACACUUACAAGAAGACUCAGGUUUCUCUUGUAAAUGGAAUAUCAAUGGGUGGAGGUGCAUCAUUGAUGGUCCCAAUGAAGUUCUCUGUUGUGACUGAGAAAACUGUAUUUGCAACCCCAGAAGCAAGUAUUGGGUUUCACACUGAUUGUGGCUUCUCCUACAUCCAUUCACGUCUUCCUGGUCAUUUAGGAGAAUUCUUGGCUUUAACUGGGGCAAGAUUGAAUGGCAAAGAACUUGUAGCAAUUGGAAUGGCAACACAUUUUGUUCCUUCUGCUGUGAAUUUUUUUUUUUUUUUUUGGAAUGCUUUCCUUAGUUAUAAAUAUAUUCGCGCGUACGUUUUGCUGGAUGAAUUAUUUUUGUUAUGAGAGUAUUUAGUCUUCUAUGAUUAUGUAAUGUGACCUCUCUUGCUUGAUCUUUCUUGAGCUGCCUUCCUAUUCUUAGAUACAGCAUCUGCAACUCUUGUAAUGUUUUGAAACCGUACUAAGGAUUCGUAAUGAAUAACACCAUUGGACAUACUUAUUUGAUUAGAAUCCUUAACUAUUUUAAAAAAAAUAAUAAUAAUAUAAUCUAACAUAUACUAAAAGGGAUAUAUGAGGAGUAGUGAGUGUGUCCACGUCAGACAAUAAAAUCCACCAAUCAUAAUAUAGUUUUUUGCCACGUAAGCAGUGGUUGUCUAUGUUGGGCUUUCCGAUUUUUUUACGCUGUAUGGUUUCGGGUCUUUCAUGUGGGGCUUUAAUUAAAAAGAUAAACCCAACACUCUUUAUGUGAGGCCCACAAACAAGCAAGAAAAUAAUGAUACGAGUUCUUGGUUUCUCUGAGAUGAGAAACGUAACCCAUCAUUUCGUCUCCUCUCAACUCAUACGAUGGAGGCAAUCAAUACUUUCCACUAUCUCCUCUACAAUUAAGAUUUCUCACCUCCCCUCUAAACUGAAGCGACUAUAUAUAUGUCGAGAAGGUAGUCCAUACGAUUCGAAAGGCUUCUUGAAAUCAUUAUCAUAAACCCUAGAAACAGAGCUACCACCGAUGGCGAUUAACCAGCUCCACUUUUCUGAUUUGAAGGACGAAUGUUGUAAGAAAACAAUUGUUGCACAGAUUCUGCGAUUUUGGGAUGCGAGGGAUUUGAAGAAAGUCGGUGAGCAUCUCGGGCUGGACCUGGUUUUUCUUGACAAGAAGGUAUCGACUUUUUAGCUUCCUUCUUUAUUUAGUUUUAGAUAGCUUUGGUUGUGGAGAUGAUGGAGCCGACUGUUCUUAUUCUAAGAAAAUAUUCCAGGUUUCAGAAAAUGAACAGCUUAUGGCUUUGGCUAAUAUAAACGUGGAUUUUCCGGGUAUGUUUGGCAACUCAUGCUUUUCCCGUUCUCUAACAAUGAUUGGUUGCAACUACUUCCUUCCUUAUUAACAGUUUGUUACAAAUAUUCUCUUGCAGACGUUUUUGGUGAUGUUUGUGGCAUCAAGACCACCUUGACAAUGAGAAUCAGGCCAUUCAAUGUGUUAUUAUGGUAUGUAAGCUGAAUAGCUGAUGUGUAUUGUUUCAAAGUUAAUCGUUGAUGUUCCAUUUGGGUUGGUUAAAGUCGUUGCUGUCAUGAUAAAUCUAAACGCCCUUCUGUAUGUGUUUGUGUGUUUGGCAUGAUUGUAUAUCAGCUUCAUCAGAAAUUAGAGGUAUCGGGUUUGGAGCCUAAAGUCAUUGUUGCCACGAACAUAAACCCAAAAAUCAAAAUAAGUUGAAGGAAAGCGUACUAAAUUUUCUCAUGUGUCAUUUCAUUUGCAGGCCGGCUUCUCCUUAAUGCUACCCCGGGAACAACUUCUUUUGACAAUGAAUGCCUUGACAGCCAGAGUGUUCUUGCAGCGUAAGACUUACCAGACUGUAACUGUUGUCUAAGAAAUAAUGGGGACGUUGUUCUCAAACAUGAGGGGAGUUUUUAUUUAGUAGGUUAUACGGAUCUGAUGAUGGUAGCAGCUCCACAGCUUCCAAGUAUGGAAGUGUGAAGAAAAUUGAACGAGUAACUCUUGCUGAGCUGAACAACUACGUUCUUAACUCUCCACCACAGGUUGGUGAACUCCAUUCGUUUUUAGCUAUAUGCUAGCUCAUAAACAUGUUCCCCACAUGCUUAUAACUCUCCUCCUCCCGUGGUUCAUGUAGACUGCAAAGUUUCUUUGCACUGCCGAGGUUGGUGGCAUUGACACCACUAAUGGAUGGUGCUACUUCUCCUACUCUAAAUGCUACCAAAAACUGCAGCGUGGAUUCACGUCUUUCACAUGAGCAUGGUGCAUGAUGACACUGCAGUUUGUGCUGUGAGGUAUUUCUUGCCAGACUAUAUACGCAUGUUCAGCCAAUAAAUCACUUGCACAAUCCACUAUUUAGCCACCGUGUUCAGAUGGUGUUCACAGAUCGCAACAGACUCAGCCGUCUUCGUUUUUUGUAACGGUGAAAUAAGAAGAUGACCAAUGUUCUCAUCGCAGAGGUUGCUCAACUCAUGGUAUUGUCUGGACGCCCCUAAUAUCCUUCUCAGUGUAAGCACUCUACAUGUUCUUAUGUUAGCUUUUGUCAUUUUCAAAAAUUCCACAGAGCGCAAGUGAAUCUCUCCAACAGGCAUCACUCCCACGAUGUAUCCAAGAUAUCAUCGUGCAGAAUUUGACCUUCCAGCUUAAGCUCUCUGAAAUUCAUUUCUCCUCUACAGUGGUACGCAUUUUUUACACCAACCAUUGUCCACAUGUGCCUAAUUUUUUGGAGUAUGUUUGUAUUAAUCUAUGUGGAUUAAAUAUUUCUAUGUCCAAAAUAUGCCUAACAUUAAUCCAUGUGAAUUAGAACUGACUGAGAAGUGAUGACUACCCAGGUGACGACAUGCCUGGUGCUGACAGCCAAACUCUGAAGCCAACUCUUGUGCUGACCAAGAGUAUCUCAGAAAACAACACUUGAGUUAAUGAUAAGUCUGGUUGACCAUCACCACAACCUUCUCAGAGUGAUGCGGUCGUAAGCUCUGCUGAUGAAGCUUCUGCUUCCAAGAAAGCUCAACGUUUAAGACGCGUCGCACUUCAGUAUUCCAAUCAAAGAGGUUAAGCACUAGAGAGAGAGUUUGCAGGCACAUUAUCUAUCUAAAUUUUAAAGUUUGAGUUCAAUAAUAAAGUAAUACUUUUCUUUUUAACGAACCCGGCAUGAUCUGAUUAAUGUUCUUUAACGGUUGAGUUUUAAUUUCAAAACUUUAGUUUCAAUGGUAUCAGUUUAAGAUAUAUAAUUGGGAAAACUGUA
Messenger RNA from Brassica napus (rape), 3599 nucleotides. RefSeq names its product 3-hydroxyisobutyryl-CoA hydrolase-like protein 5. Gene Ontology annotation, biological process: L-valine catabolic process. Bases 1 to 720 code for a protein of 239 amino acids. NCBI's taxonomy places the organism in Eukaryota, Viridiplantae, Streptophyta, Magnoliopsida, Brassicales, Brassicaceae. Gene Ontology annotation, molecular function: 3-hydroxyisobutyryl-CoA hydrolase activity. The transcript is spliced from 8 exons. The record is from RefSeq and is a predicted model, not a curated record.